Messenger RNA from Closterium sp. NIES-67, 1209 nucleotides. NCBI's taxonomy places the organism in Eukaryota, Viridiplantae, Streptophyta, Zygnematophyceae, Desmidiales, Closteriaceae. The record is from the annotation of a GenBank genome assembly.
GUACAACGCUGUAUUGACGGCGCUGUGCUCUUUCUCGGCGCUCCGACAGGCUGCCGACAAAUCAGGGAAGACCAGGAGUCGUGACUCGUGAGUCCUGAUGCGUGACUCGGCCUCCGCAUCCUGAGUGUUUCAUAAAGCACUGCGAAGCAUUCACAUUCAGAACAGCAACUGGCAUUCCUGGCAGUUCAUCAUUGUGGAAACAAGUCAGCCUCGCAUCACCGUGAUCUAUCUAGAUAGCAGUUCCUCUACCGCCAAACUCGAGGCCUUUAAUUUCGACGCAAUAGUCAAAUAGUUCUCCAGCUCUGAGCAUUCUCCGCGCAAACUCAGGUUUCUGUCACUUUGAGUUUGGAAUCUAGUCUCUGAAUCGAAGCACUAGAGACAGUCAUGGCUCGGUCGAUCGCUUUGGCCGUCACGUUAGUCCUCGCGGCCGUCAUCUGCCUGUCGGCCAUCAGCGUUGACGGCGCUGCACCGCCGUCGAAGACGCAGCUGAAAGCCGAGCUGAAGAAGCUAACGGCGACGAUCACGAAGAAAUACCCCAAGUACUCCAAAUACUCGGCGCAAAUCAACAAGGUCAUCAACGUUGCGUUGAACUCCAAGUACGACCUGUCAGCGCUCAAGAACUGCACGAUGCUGCUGAUGAGCGACGCCGUCGCCGACAAGCUCGCCGCGCGGUUCAAGGGCAAGAAGAUCUCCCCCGACACCGCCUACAACCUGACAGCCAUUCAGAUCAUCGCGACACGUUACUCGCAGACCCAGUUGCAAGCGAUGAGGAGGGGUCUGCAGCUGCCGACGCAGCUCAAGAAAAUGAGCCUCGUGAAAAUGUCUCCUGUGGGGGCGAAGAUCUCGUUUGGCCAGCAAGGCAUGGCGCGGGGCACGUGGAGCACGGUGGUUGAGCCUCAGAUGUACGUCGGACCGUACUUCAUCGCGCACGGCGUUGACCAGCCACAAUUCCCUAAGGGCACUAAGCUGCCCGCCUGAGGAUGGGGCUGAGGAUUUGUUGCCCACUGGGAUGGUCGCGUUAUGCUUGCUUGUUAGCGAGGACCGUGUUCAAGUUGCUCCGCUUGAACCACUGGUGUGAUGUACCUGUUUAUUCAAUACAGUACAUAUGAGAUAAGAGCACUCAAGCUUCUUGUACCGUACUAUCAAAAUUAGAGAAGUGAAUGAUCGGUAGAGUGAGAGUACACACAGAUAUACCUAAGUGUUGUACCC